CAAACAGCGGAUUGCGGAACAUUGUAGACGCACAGCCUCUCUGUGUGUGUCGCGCUGUCUUUCACUGAGAAGAAAAGGUUUUUUUUUGUGUUAAAUUUGAGCAUUUUGAAUAAGGUAGGCUGUAGAAGAGAGAAGCUGUCAGAAGUGCCUGUCAUUACAAAGCUGACAAUUUUAUUGUCAGUCCUACAUAGUUGAGCAGAAUCCAGGGAAGGACAGAUGAGGCCAAAAUUGUAUGAGUUCUGAGGCGCUGAAGGAGAAUCAGGGAGCUGUAUGGAUGAACGGCUGUUCUGAAGACGCUUGUGACAUUUUCGCAUUGGAGCAGCCGACUGGCAGGCCCUCCAUCCUGCGGCAGUCGCAGGCUGACAACAUCAGCAGGACUGCGCAGAGAGGAGCAAAGGUUUGUUUUCAAACUCCACGGCGAGACCCAGUCACGAAGAAAAUCAUGUCCCCGAGCCGCACCAGUAGGCCUGCCAUCCAAGAGGACAAUACUAAAGCACUGAAGACUCACUCAGCCUCUACUGACCAGAGUUCAUUGUUGAAUAACACCACCACCACCACACCGAUUAAAAUGCAGAGUAACUACGUUGCCUACCCUGAUGAUGUCAUUCCUGUUCAGAGCAAAGGGGCCUAUACCCUCAAUCUCGACAAUCCAGAUGCCAUCAACCCUUUCCAGGGGUCCAAUAAAAUGGCGAAUUCACCUCCUAAGUCUUCCGCUUUGGGGCAUUAUGAGGCUUGGAUAUCAGAGCUUGUAGAGUCCGAUACAACUGCAGCCCUUGUUCCAGAGGUGACCAACUCUGCACUUGAUGAGACUCUUCCUUUUAUCUCAUCAGUGGAUAAUUCCCUUGCAGAAUGUUCUGCCAACAUAUCUUCAGCAGAGGGUACUGUCAUCAUCAAGACUGAUAAUGUUGAAAACAGCAUCACAGAGACAGAGGAGACUGAGCCAGCCCCAGCGUCACAGCCGAUCCCUACUAUGGAAGAUCAGCUUGAGGCCCAGGAUUUGCCACUUCCCCCCGCAGGAUCGUACAACUUGGAUUUUGACAAUCUUGAUUUGCUCAACCCAUUCCAAACUGGUGGCUCAAAGAUCCCAAACUCUCCUCUGAUUGGCAAAGCAUCAGUUGUUUCUGAUCCACCCCUGCCAAUCCAAGAAGCCAAGCAGGAAUCAGAGAUCUCAAUCCAGACCCCAGAUGUCCCGCCCCUGCCAAGCCAAGAAGCCAAGCUGGAAUCAGAGCUCUCAGUCCAUAGCCCAGAUCUCCCAAGCCAAGGAGCCAAGCAGGAGUCUGAGCUCUCAGUCCAUAGCCCAGAUGUCCCAAGCCAAGAAGCCAAGCAGGAGUCUGAGCUCUCAGUCCAUAGCCCAGAUGUCCCAAGCCAAGAAACCAAGCAGGAAUCUGAGCUCUCGGUCCAUAGCCCAGAUGUCCCAAGCCAAGAAACCAAGCAGGAGUCUGAGCUCUCAGUCCAUAGCCCAGAUAUCCCAAGCCAAGAAACCAAGCAGGAAUCUGAGCUCUCAGUCCAUAGCCCAGAUGUCCCAAGCCAAGAAACCAAGCAGGAAUCUGAGCUCUCGGUCCAUAGCCCAGAUGUCCCAAGCCAAGAAACCAAGCAGGAGUCUGAGCUCUCAGUCCAUAGCCCAGAUAUCCCAAGCCAAGAAACCAAGCAGGAAUCUGAGCUCUCAGUCCAUAGCCCAGAUGUCCCAAGCCAAGAAACCAAGCAGGAAUCUGAGCUCCCAGUCCAUAGCCCAGAUGUCCCAAGCCAAGAAGCCAAGCUGGAAUCAGAGCUCUUAGUCCAGACCCCAGUUGUCCCAACAUCCUCCAAUGCCUCGAUGCCACCUAAGGAGAACCAGAUGCUACUAGAGUUUAACUUUGACGAUGGAGCUGAAGUCAAGCGCAAACCUCCAAAACGCUUUGGGGUCAAAAGACCUGCAGGUGCAAAAACUGUGACCAAAAAAACGGUCACAGAGAAGAAAGAACCAGAACCCAAGAAGUUGUCCCCCAAGAAGCCAGAGGAGACAAAACCUGUGGAUGUUCCUUCUGUUCAAGGUUCUUACACCUUUGAUUUUGACGACCCAAACUUUAACCCAUUUGGUACAAAGGCUGCAAUGGGUAGCUCUCCACCACGUGGGGUCAGGACCAGCCCGGUUUUGAUGAAAGCACAAUCUCCUCUUCAACAGCCUGAGGCUCCUACACAGGAUGAUCAGCCUGAGAACCGAUCUCACCAAGCAGUUUCUGAAAGCAAUAGAAACAUGGCAGAAACUGAUCUUUCUGUCACCAAGCAGGAGCCAGAGAUCAUGGCAACACCUGAAUCUUUAUUGGAUUUUCAGAACCAGACCUGUGAUCUUGGUGUGAUGGCACCAAGUGAAGAAGAAUUUGUGCCAGGGGCAUUGUUCAUGCCAGACGAAGAUUUUGAUGGGCAGAUGGAUUAUCUGGAGCAGUUUGGAUCAAGCACUUUUAAGGAGUCAGCUUUGCGGAAACAGUCACUGUAUUUGAAGUUUGACCCGCUGUUGAAGGAGAGUCCAAAGAAAAUUUUGGUGGACGGUGGCAACUCUGGAUUCAGCCUGCCACGGCCUUCUCUUGCCAUCAGGAUGAUGGAGGCUGCAAAGUCUGAAGUAAAGCAGAAGUCUCACUAUGACAGUAUGAAACUGCUGGAUGAUCUGCCUCCCCCAGCAGUGGAAACUGUGGUACCAGAUCCAACUGUUCUGGACUUACUGGUUCACACCUUAAAACAGCCAGUGAAGACUGAGGACUCCAUCAUAGAGGUUCUGAAGUACAGUCAGAGAGACAUGGACGCUAUACUACAGCAAGCAAACAGAAAGGCGGCAGAACGGGAAAAAGAAAUGCAGACUCAGAUUGACACAUUGUGUCUGGAGAAUCAACACAUGUUGUUCAUAGUGUCCGAAUUUGAGGCCACCAUCACUCAAAUCACAGAUGAGCAUAAACAGAAGGAAGACUUUGCAAAAAUUGAGUUGGAGCGAGUCCUUCAGGAAAAAGAUCAGCUGUCUAAAGAUUUGAAUGAAAUGGAGCAAUCCUUCUCCUCUGUUGUCAAACGUCUUGACAGAUGCAAGGAAGUUAUUGAGGGAUUCAGAAAGAAUGAGGAGACGCUAAAGCAGUACGCUCAGAACUGCAUGGACAGACUGCAGAAAGAGGAAAAGCGUUAUCAAGCUCUGAAGGCCCAUGCUGAGGAGAAACUAGAUCAAGCAAAUAAGGCCAUAUCCGAGGUUCGCACUAAACAGGGCGCAGAGGUGGCAACACUGCAGGUGCAGUUCAAGAGAGACCAGCUGAAAAUUCAGUCCUUAGAGAGGGAUCUGGAACAAAAGGCUAAAGAAGUCAAAGAUGUCUCAGAUCUGUGUGAUGAGCUGCUGUUAAAAUUGCAAAAGCAUGGUUUUUAAUGCACUUUGCCCUUUGUGUUCAUUAUUUGUGUUGGUUCGUUAUUUGUAUUUGUUGUAAGGAUUUUUAAUAAAUAAUCCUAAUAAA
This is a messenger RNA of Rhinichthys klamathensis goyatoka, 3461 nucleotides long. It is a transcript of the gene tacc3, whose product is annotated as transforming, acidic coiled-coil containing protein 3. The record is from RefSeq and is a predicted model, not a curated record. Bases 233 to 3376 code for a protein of 1047 amino acids. Gene Ontology annotation, biological process: cerebral cortex development; cell population proliferation; mitotic spindle organization. Gene Ontology annotation, cellular component: cytoplasm. The transcript has 18 exons. Lineage: Eukaryota; Metazoa; Chordata; Actinopteri; Cypriniformes; Leuciscidae.